AUGGGGUAUGUUGCUGAUCUCAACGACGCCGCUUCCGCGGAGGAUGCGCAGCCAUUCGAAAAGUUUGUGGCUGGCGAGCCCGGCGACAUCGACGUGGAGGAGCAGACCAGGCCUCCCCUCAGCGUUGCGAAAGCCACGGCGCUCCUGACGUCCAGAGCAGACCCACUUCAGUCGGCGGAGAUUUUUGCGGGCGCUGAGGGUGCACGCUGGGGCCAGCGAGUUUUUUGGGGCGGCGUCCGCAGGCAUUCUGGCGCAGGUUGCCGAGGCCACGACCUGGCUCGCAUCCGGGUGUUUGAGGACUCGGCCGAGGACACGGCGACAUGGAUGGCCCAGUCGCCCUGCAGUGCAGGCUAUUCGACGCCGGGCAAGCCGGCGCUGACACAGGUCCCGGUCACAUGGGAGCCUCACCACCGACGACCUGACUUCCACAUGUCAAUCAAUGCCGACUACAUUCGCCAAAGGACAGCGGCGCCCCAGGUCGGCGAGCACACGGAGACCUUGCUCCAGCAGCUCAUCGACAAGGUGCGGGCGGCGACGCUGCCGUGGAUCGACGGGGCUGGUGGAACCGCGAGGCCUCCGGAGCUAUUAGGCGAGUCGGCGGCCGAGUGUGCCGAGUCCUUCGAGAAGCUCUUCGCGGCGGGGGUUCCGCAUCAAGGUUGCGGCACAUUCAAGCCCGACGAGGCGCAGAAGGGUCGGUGGUAUGAAGCACGCACUGCUUGCCACUGGGUGCCGGCGAUGUUCCUGCGGUGCUGGGUCCCGGAGCUGUCCGACCUGCCCGAGAAUCCCGAGGCACAGGGCAGUGUUGAAGCUUGGGCCUCCGAGUGGCAAGAUAUCCAAGACAAGCCCUGGCCUCGACUGCGGCCACUGUUGGACGUGUUCGGCAACGGCGACGAGUUGCCCACAGGCUUGCAGUUCUUCCGGCAGCUGCGCAAGGUGGCUUCGGAGGGCCAUCUACCACAUCGUGCUUGCGCCGAGCUGGUCAAUGCAGGAGAGGGCCGUGCUCCCAAGCGGCAUUUGCUGAAUCUCAUGGACAACGUGGACGCCGUGUGUGCUGAGAAUGCAACCAGAUUUGUCGAGGAGAUCCGUGAGCAGUGGCAGACAUCCGAAGACCUUCGCCUGGAACUCCAGCGACGGCUGCAGCUAUUGGAGUGGCUUGUGGAGGCAUACAAGUUUGAUGAGAUCGCUUGUGAUCGAGACCGGUUGAAACAGCAGAUGGCACGAAGCGAGGAUCGCACGUUGCUUGAGCUGCAGCGCUUGGUGCAGAAUGCCUGCGAUGUCUUCAAAGGCUUCAACCAGCGCCAGGAGACUUUCGACUUCUUGCAGCACUUCAUGCGAGCAGGCUCCGCCCUCGUGAAUCCUUUGCUCCAGCACUUCGCUUUCCUCUUCGCCAGCGAGCACGGCCUCACCGAGGAGGAGGCGAGGUUGGAGUUCGAGGACUUCGGCCAGGUCGUCCAGCGGUGUCAUGCGGAGCUUCGGAAGCUCGCACUGGGAGAGAAAGACGGCGCCGUGGACGCAGACGUCUGGCGGCUAGUGGUGGAGGAGUUCCGGAAGCCCGAAGUCAGGAUGGAGAAGGAGAUCGACUUGCUCUUGGAGUUCUUUGGCCGCCACGUCACCGAGAAGGAUGGGGAGGGUUCUGGUGCUGGCGGUGCGGGCGGCUUGUUGUCCAGCAUUCGUGGAGUGUUCCAGAAAGGCGGCAAGCCCAGGUUGGAAGCGAGGCGUGAGAUGGUCACGAAUGCCUUCUAUGCACAUGUUGCCUCUGGCGCGAUCUCGGAUGUGGAGCGUGCGUUGCAGUACAUGCGCCUCGACUGGGCCGUGGAGUGUGGGACCUUCCAAAAGUUGCGACGCCUGGCGGAUCUCACGCUCUCGGCUGAGACCGUGGACGUGGAGGCCGACGCCCUGCGGCUCCAGGAGUUCCGGAAUCUGGGCCUGGACUUCGAGGAUGCUCGAGAGCUGCACUUCUUCCAGACCCUCUCACAAAAAGUCUGCGUCUUCGAGUUCUUGGUGGAGCAGGGCUUCACCGGACCCCAGUGCCUGCAGCAGUUUCAGCAGAGGGUCGGCAUCGUGCGCCAGUUCUUGGAGGAGGAGUCGCUCAUUCGGCUGCUGAAGGGGGUUGGUCUCUGCAAGCCUCGACCACGUGUGGAGUCCUUUGCCGGCGUUGCCGCACAGAUUCAGCUCAUCCGUGCCCUCUUUGCCAAUGUUGACCGUCAGGGAGGACAGGGAAGUGAAUUGCUACUCUGGUCUGUUGAUCAGAUUCUCGGCGGGCAACUGGUCCUGCAGGGCUACCAGGCAGACUUCCACUGUUGGUAUAGGUACAGAGGCGCAGGGGUGGAGCGCACCGUGCAGGUGUCGUCCACCAGCCUGACAGAGUAUUCCACGAGGAGCUUGAUGAGCCUGGAGGGAUUGCAGGAGAACCCGGAGAAGUUCGAGUUGCUGCAAGCCUUCCUUGAGAAGGUGCCGGCCAUUGUGAACAAUGACACCGGCCUUGCAGCCACCGCAGCCGCACUUCACAAGAUUGGACAUCCCAGGUUCCGUCAGAACGUGGAGAUUUGCAUGAGGAGUGACUUGGCCGUUGAGGCCCAGCUGCAGUUUGAGAGCUUGGGUGCUUGGAAGCAAGAGGUCUUGCACACCAUGGAGGCCGCUCCGCUGCUUGGCCUCGUGCCUCAGGGCCAGUUGCAUGCAUGGCUUGCCCAGUCAUACACGGAAGGCCUCACAGGGGAUCUGCUGAACUCAAUAUCUGAAGGGCUGAGUGCAUGGAGCCAGUGUAGCUCGGAAGCCCUCGAAACAAAACUCUUGCUGUCGGGCAUCCACCUGAACGAGCCGCUGGAAGCCAGUGCGGCUUUGGCGGCCCUCUGCCUUUGCUGUGAGGAUCUCGAUGUCAGGGACGAAUGCUGCGCACACCCAGAGCACGUGUCCGGGCCAGGCCGAUUUCAGGUCCAGGCCAAAGACAGCGAGGAUGCCCUGAAGAAAUUGGUGCACCUCUUCCUGGCACUGGAUGGUGGGCCCAAGAGGCUGCCACGACCAUCCGAGAUCCUGUUCUGUGAUGACCGAGUUCGGGAAGCCGAGGUUGAGGCAUUUCUGUGGAGAUCUCGGAGGUUUCCGCAGCUGCUUUUUGUUCUUGUCGAGCCGAACCGCCUCCCUCCGGAAGGCAAGAAGCUGAUCGCAGAGUGGUUGGCAAGCGAAGAUCAGCAAGAUCGAAGCUCCUCCGUAGGCGUGAUCCUGACAUCACCCUGGUACAUCCCCGCUUCUGCGCAGGUGCGUGAGAUGCCGGUGCGCCCCGAGCACGCUGUCCAGGUUUGGAGGGAACAGUGCCCAGCAGAAGUCUUGCUCUACCACUCCAAGCCGUCGGAACCCGAGUCGGCCAGGGGUACUGGCCCCUCUUCGGGGAAGAGUACCUACAUCCGGCAUCGCUGCAAGCGGGAUGACGAGGAGAUCAUGAGCUGCAUCUUGCAUGAAGGCUUUGAGCUGAGCGAGUUCAUCGCUGAGUCUCGCAGGCAGAUCUUGGACAGCAGCCUUGCAGGCCGCCGCGUCGCACUUCACAUCGACGUGACGGCAUACAGCGACUGGGAGCUCAGCAAUGCCUUCCUCCGGCACCUCUUGCUGUGUCAGGUCCUGUAUGAUCCCACCUCGGGGCAGAUGGUCUCUCUUCCAGAUGGCACGAGGAUUCAUGUGGAGGUUGGUGCCAUCGUGGGCAAACGAGACCUGCACUCGCUCAGGCCCUAUGCCACAGAAGAAACGAUGCAAGCACGGUUCCCGCAGCAACACAAGAGCGGGCUUAAACUGACAUUGUCACUUCUGUAUCCCAUUUUGGAGAUUGUCGGUCGAGAUGUGUCGCUGGAAGUGUCGAGCUUCCCACUCCAAGAGGGAGAGUGUCAUUACUCAUCCCAGCUGAUAAGUUGCUCGGACCAGCAAAUCCACGCCCGCUUGGAAUGCAACUCCUGUGGUGUAAGACCCAUUCGGGGCAGGUGCUACACCUGUCAGGUUUGCCCUGACUUUGACCUUUGCGCUGAGUGCUAUGAAAGCUUGCCGGACCAUCACGAUGCCGGCCACAAAUUCCGAGAGCGACAGGCGAGUGCUCUUCCCUUCCGCUUGAUGCAUGCCUUCUUCCAGCUACACCCCUUGGACGAGGCUCGACGAUUGUCACUAGGACGCAGCUGGCAUCUGUCUGUGCACUUAACGGAUGAGCCGUCAUUUCAGAAGUGA
This is a messenger RNA of Symbiodinium necroappetens, 4200 nucleotides long. Lineage: Eukaryota; Dinophyceae; Suessiales; Symbiodiniaceae. The record is from the annotation of a GenBank genome assembly.